CCAUGAUUUGCCAGUAUGCAUGCAUGCAUACACGGACACACAUGCAUGCACACGCACAAACGCGCAUACAUACACACUCACGUUCAUUCCUACUGAACAAACUGCACAGUAAAGAGAAGGAUAUCGUACUGCCACAGGCAGGGGUGAGGCCGGAGAGCCGCAGAGUGAGGGCGAUUCUUGAGCUAGUGCUUCAUUAACUUUUUUUUUUUUUUUACAGCUCUCUCUGUUCAGGGGUGACAAACCUAUCGUCCUAUCUGAAGCAUGUACAGAGCACGUUUUUUGGUUUUACCAGUCUGUCCAGAUUUUUCCUAAUAUUGUCAAAGAAAUGUGAGAGAGCAGCCAAGUGUUUCUGGGACUUGUGGAGACUUGAGAUUUACUUUUCUUCCUUGGAUGAGACCCUGCAGACCCUCUCUCCGCUCAACAAAGGUGUUUGUUUAUUGACAGAAUGAGCAGCUUUUUGUAUUUUGUCCUUCCUGCGUUGGGGGGAUACACGCUCACCUCCUUGUACCUGCUGAAGAACCCGCACAUUCUCCACAGGAGGAAACGCACAGGCUUUUAUUGCACACAUAUCUCACACCGAGGAGGUAGGAAGGAGACAUGUUUUCUACACGGAGGGUGUGGGGAGAGAAUAGAAAGCACCAUGGAAGCCUUCACACAUGCGCUGGAACAGGGCACCGAGAUGUUUGAGUUGGACUGUCACCUGACACAUGACGGACACGUGGUGGUGUCCCAUGAUGAGAACCUGCUGAGGCAGACAGGACACGACGUUACCGUCUCCUCACUCAAUCUACAGGAUUUGCCUUUGUAUAAGGAACAACUCGAGGUGACUUUUUAUGCAGGUCACUACAGCAGCGGUGCAGACAGACAGUUUACUCUCCUUGAAGAAGUGUUUAAGAAAUUCCCUCGUGUUCCUGUCAGCAUUGAGCUUAAAGAGAACAACCAUGGGCUGAUCCAGAAGGUUUCUGAUCUGGUGAAGAAGUAUCACAGGGAGGAAAUCACCGUCUGGGCCUCAGUCAACUCCAGCAUCAUGAAGGAAUGCCACAGAACGAACGCCUCAAUGCCGUACAGUUUCACUGUGAGACGAGGAGUGCUUCUUCUGCUCCUCUUCUACAGCGGCCUGCUGCCCUUUGUGCCACUGGGCGAGAGCUUGCUGCAGUUCUACCUGCCACGUAUCUUCAACAGGACGUUCAUUCCUGAGAAACGUUUCUUGAGAAACAGGCUGGUCGUCUCUUUGUUGGGCAAAGUAACAAUGAGGAGGAGUCUGUUCAAACACCUCGCAGAUCGAGGAAUUCAGGUGCAUUUGUUUGUGUGUAACGAAGACGAGGAUAUAAAAGCUGCAUUUGACGUUGGAGCGACUGGAGUGAUGACGGACUAUCCCACCGUUCUAUCGAGAUUCCUCUGCCAAAACCAAAGCCAGGAUUGUGGACAAACAGCUCUGCAGUAAAAUAAA
This is a messenger RNA of Cynoglossus semilaevis (tongue sole), 1450 nucleotides long. RefSeq names its product glycerophosphodiester phosphodiesterase domain containing 3a (gene gdpd3a). The transcript has 10 exons. Gene Ontology annotation, molecular function: phosphatidylcholine lysophospholipase A1 activity; phosphoric diester hydrolase activity. NCBI's taxonomy places the organism in Eukaryota, Metazoa, Chordata, Actinopteri, Pleuronectiformes, Cynoglossidae. The record is from RefSeq and is a predicted model, not a curated record. Gene Ontology annotation, biological process: glycerophospholipid catabolic process. Gene Ontology annotation, cellular component: endoplasmic reticulum membrane. Bases 446 to 1444 code for a protein of 332 amino acids.